Fusarium proliferatum ET1 is the source of this 1098-nucleotide messenger RNA. Its product is annotated as putative tyrosine-tRNA ligase. The record is from RefSeq and is a predicted model, not a curated record. The transcript has a single exon. Gene Ontology annotation, biological process: tyrosyl-tRNA aminoacylation. Gene Ontology annotation, molecular function: tyrosine-tRNA ligase activity; ATP binding. Bases 1 to 1098 code for a protein of 365 amino acids. Lineage: Eukaryota; Fungi; Ascomycota; Sordariomycetes; Hypocreales; Nectriaceae.
AUGACGCCCGAGGAAUCGAUUACCCUCAUCAAUGCCAAUCUGGCAGAAGUCUUGAACCCCGAAAUCAUCGACAAUGUGAUCCUCAGAAAAGGACGACCUCUCCGUGUCUACUGGGGAACUGCCCCAACUGGAAAACCCCACUGCGGCUACUUCGUACCUAUGGUAAAGAUCGCAGAGCUCCUCCACGCAGGGUGCCACGUCAAGAUCCUCCUCGCCGACAAGCACGCACACAUGGAUAGCCAAGCACCUCCUGAUGUGAUCAAACACAGAUUCGACUACUACAAACUUCUCAUCCAGAGCUCCCUCAAAGCCAUUGGCGUGGACGCCUCUCAGCUCGAAUUUGUAGUGGGGAGCUCAUUCCAGGAGACCAGGGAAUACGAGGCCCGCCGAUUUCAAUUCUCGAAUAACGUCACCGUGUCGCAACUGAUAAAGGCCGGUUCAGAAGUCGUCAAGCAAAGCAAGAAUCCGACACUCGGUAAUGUGGAGUACCCCAUCUGGCAGAGCCUCGACGAAGAGUACCUUAAUGUCGAUGCAGAACUGGGCGGGGUAGAUCAACGAAAGCUAUUCACUUUUGCGAUCGAUCAUAUGCCAAAACUUGGAUACAAAGUACGAGCAUACUUGAUGAACGCCAUGGUCCCAGGUCUUGGAGAGGCACAGAAGAUGAGUUCAAGCGAGCCAAACUCCAAGAUAAACAUUCUUGAUACCCCAGAAGAAGUCACAAAAAAGCUCAGAAAAGCCGUAUGCGCGCCGGGGGAAAUUGAAGGGAACGGCGUCAUUGCGUUCGUAGAACAUGUCAUUUUCCGCGUCGAGUCACUGAAGGCUGGUGACAAGCCAAGGUUUAUUGUCGAAACACGAGAAGGCGAGAUUUUGGUUUACGAAGACAUUUCCAAGCUCAAAGAGGAUUACGCCAGCGAUAUUCUCACACCGCAGAUGAUCAAACCCGCGCUGAUGAAAGCACUCAAUGAGCUUCUGGAGCCAAUUCGCAAAGACUUCGAGGCAGAUGAAGAAUGGAAACGUAUUGCCAAUCUGGCGUACCCGGUUGAAGAAAAGCCUGAGAGAGGGAACAAGGUGAAAAACAACGGCAAGAGAUCUAAAUAG